Podarcis muralis (Common wall lizard) is the source of this 4502-nucleotide messenger RNA. Lineage: Eukaryota; Metazoa; Chordata; Lepidosauria; Squamata; Lacertidae. The record is from RefSeq and is a predicted model, not a curated record.
GCUUGUUCCGGCGUGGUUGCGAGAGGGGAAGCGUCUCUGCUGCCCGGGCGGAAUCGCUUCUUUCUCCCCGCUUCCAGGCGGCGGCGGCAGCGGCGGCGAAGACUCUCCCUCGCCGUCCUUUUCUGCGUACGCUGCUCAACCCUCUUCCGCAUACAUGGCGCUUCGCUUCAGGAGCGGCCGGAGGGGCCAAUUCAAACAUAUAGCUCAUGGCCUGAUCCCUGCAGCUACCAUAGCACCUAAAGCUGCCGUCCCCCGCACCCCUCCCCCUCGUAGUCCAAACCCUUCUCCAGAAAGGCCCAGAUCCGCUCUGGCCGCAGCUAUUCUUGUGACAACCCUAACUGGACGGACCAUUGCCAUCCCUCAGCCACGUCAACGAUCUCUUUCUGAGAGUGAUGCCAGUUACUUGCAAGAUCAAGAAAAUUAUAUUGAGCCAUAUGCCACAGUCACUGAGCUGCGAAUGCGUCACAACUGGAAGAGCAAUGGUGAUGACAGGAGCAUUGGGCAGUCUUUGGAAGUAUCAGGCAGUUGUUGUGAGGAUGAGGACAUGGAUACAUACCCUUCAGACACAGAAAAGGAACCAGAUCCAAACUAUCAGGUUAUUGAUAAAAAAAUAAACAUUAGCAGCGAUGCUGGCUAUGCUAUUCCACACAAAAUUAAACAGGAAAAUCCCCCAGUAUCUUCUAGUGUUGAUGGUGAAGAUGAUUCUUUUCUCUGUGAACCUACUUGCCUCAUUCGUCCAAAUGUUCAAGUGGAAGAAAUUGAACCCUCUGGAGUGAGUUUUCAGGUAGAAAAAAGCAUAUCUGAAAAUACCCUGAAUGAAAAGCCUCCACUGACUCCAGUCUGCAGAAUGCAGGGACCGAUGGCCCUCCCUAGAGAAAAGUUCCAGAAACUGAAAGAAGAAAAUUGGCAUUUGAACAAGGCAAAUCAGGCCCUGCUUUCCGAACUUGAGGCAACAAAGCAGCAAAUGAAGAAGCUCCAGUUAGAAAUUAAGAAACUAGAAAAAGAAAAUAGAAGAUUUAAAGAAACUGCACAAAAUUCACGCAGUGAAGAGGAACUUGCAGAAUUGAUUUUAUUAAGACAACAGGCCCAGGAACUGGUGGAUGAAAAUGACAGUCUGAAAAUGACUGUUCAUCGUCUAAAUGCAGAAUUGAGUCGCUACCAGGCUAAAUACAGGCCAAUUUCACCAAAUGAGAGUCUAAAAAUUGGAAGCCUACCAAUGAAAAAACCAAUACCCCCAUGGCUGCUGGAUAUGAAAUAUUUAUCUCCCCUUCUAUUGGCAUAUGAAGACAGAAUGAAGGAAAAGGAAGACCUGAUUCUUGCGCAUGAGGAGGACAUGAAGAUCUUUAAAGAACGAGUUGAAGAGGUAGUGAAGGAAAAUGAACAGUUACACCAGCAACUAAGUAAAAAUAGUACUGUGACCACCAAAGAAUGGCAGUGUCUGCAAAGCCAGGCCAAGCUAGUAUUAGAAGAAAAUACAGUAUUGAUGGAACAGCUUAAAAUACAACAAGCAAAAGCAAAAGACAACCUCAGCCAACAUGUCCAAGAAGUUUCUAAAUUAACAAAACAGCUGAUGACUUUGGAAGCCAAGAAACAGAGCCAAGAAGAGGAGUUGAGCGAGUGUCAGAAGCAGCUGGAAGAACUGCGCUCCGCAUACAAACAGCUGAAAGCCAGUGUGGGAGAUCACAUCACAAUGGAGGAGCAUGUGGCUUUGGUCAAUAAAUUCAAAAGUCAGUUGCAACAAGAACAGGAAAAGAGAGAGAUUGAGUCAGAGCAGCUAAUGGCGAAAAUGACAUCUCUGCAAGCAGAAAAAAAAGUCCUCCUUCUAGAGAAAAAUGGCCUAGCAGCUGAAAAGACAGUCCUUGAAGUUGAGCUGGAAAAGACACAGAAGACAAAGAGACGAUCACAGAAGAAAAUAGGCCUUCUGAAGCAGCAGCUGGAAGAGGCAGUGGAAGAGGAGAUGGCAGCACGCCGGAUUCUAGCAGACCUGGUCAACUUGACAGAAAAUAUGACUCAAGAACGUAAUCGUCUUUUAAACUUGACCAGUUGCUUGGAAAGACAGCAGGAUGGUGUUCUCAACAAAAUAGUAGAAGGAAACAUGCGCCUAGGGAUGUUAGAAGAGAAAGUGAAGGUGUAUAAAAAGACAGCUGCCGGAAAGCUGGGAGACAUCAGCCUCAAAGCAUCGGAGCAAGAGAAGGAAUUUGCAGGGAAGGCUGCUCAGUACCAGCGUGAGAUGAGGCACCUCCAGCGGCUGCUGCAAGAGAAGCAGGAAACCCUGGACGAAGCGCUGCAGCAGAAAAGGGAAGUGGAAAGUGAACUUGAAAUAAUUUGGGAAUCAACCACCAAAGAAAACAGGAGGAUGAAGGAACUCUUGCAUAAAUCUCUAGAGAAGAGGAACACACAGAGUCCUGUCAAAGCUUAUGAAUCAGAUUUAGCUGACAUUUCUCAGAAAGACCUGCUGGCUGGGUACGGUUUUAGCUACUGUGAUGUGGAGCUUCUCUUGCCUGCGAAAACUCAGAGUCAACUGGAACCUGCAUGUUAAGAACACAGACACUCCUUCCUUUUUCAGAGGAGAAUAGGUCUGAAACAAACAAACAAACAUGAAGACCAAAGCAGUUUAAUCAGAAUACAGUCGGCAUUGUAUUCAAGUUGAUCUUUCAAAAGAAGCUGAUACUCCCUUUGGUACUAUUCUGGGCUUUUAGAAAUCACCAUGGCAGGGAUUUGUAUUGUACCAUAGAAAUAUGGCCGGUAGAUUCUUCAAAAUCCAAAUGUUCCUAGCUCUUAACAGUUGCAAAAAUUAAAAAAAGUACCAAACACAUUUUGACACUUUCUGCUAGAUACUAAAAGUGCUUGCAGAUGGGAGUUCGUGGUGGAAUUGGUACUGCCCGUGCAUUUAAGUUUUUUAAAGCACCCACAUUAUGAUGUUAGAGACAGAAGCAUGAUUUUUAAAAGAAUUAUGGGGGGCAGAGUUUCUUAAGUUGGUGAUGGUUAGGUGAAUCGUACCCUCUUCCCUGCACAUGAAGCAAUAUCAUGCCUCCUAACAGGAUGAUCAUACACAAAAAGUGUGGUAUCCUUUGCCACGUGGAAAGUCAGUGCAAUUUCAUGUGUACCUCACAGUGGAAGAUCAAAUGACUGAGUCAUCUAAGGAGGGAGGUAUUCAUCUGGAAAUACCCUAAGAAAGGAAAAUGUGUUCCCGUGGAGCUCCUAAUUAUGAGGAUGGGGCAGGUAUUCCUACAGCUUAAAUGUUAUCCGCUAUCUCUAUUGGAACGUUGGGGACUUUUUCUCCCAGGCUCCAAUACAAUGAACCCUGCCUUGGAAAUAAGCCUUGCUGAGUACAGAUUGGCAUGCUUCCAAGUGAACAUGCUUAGUAUUGCAUUGCCAGUGAUGUUAACAGUUAAAAGGAAAUGGGAGGGAUAAGUCCUCUGUGGGACAUGUGCUAAGUAGCAAGAACAUCACUGUUCUUGUGUUGCCUCCACUGAUCUCUCUAGUCUGUUUGCACUUGCAGCAGCAAGACCACUGCCUCCCCUCACCAGAAAUUACAGAGCACUAUAAUUCACCAAAUGCAAGCAGCCCAAUAUAUCUCAUUUCCACCACUUUCUUCUCAGUUUGUGACUGAAUAAUAAUAAUAAUUAAAAAGCUCUCUAUAUCCUGAAAAAGCCAAUCAGUUGAAAUAAAAGAAUGCAAAUUCUUUUUCAAAUUUGCGUUUUUAUGUUCACAGAAUUUGUGUUUUUAAAUACUGGUCACACUGCUAUAAGCUGCAACAUUUGUGGGUUUUUUAAAAUAGAAACUUGAAAUCAGCCUUUUUGCCAAUAAGCCAUCUAGCUAUUCAAACCAAAGUAAACCAUAAUGCAGCUCAAGCUGCUGCUUAGAGCUGUUUGCACUAAAUUUGGAAUUGGGAGCCAUUAUUGCCGGCCUGGGCCUGAUUUAGCCAAGCUUAUAUAAAGGUAGGGACAAAAGGAAAAGAGAGUGACUCACCCAUUUUAACACCUAAUCCUUUUAUCAAAGAGCUUAACCGAAUUUCUAGUAGUGUGAGGCCAUCUCUCAGUGCAGCUGGAGACAAAGUGGGAGACUUGGCUUGUGAUGUCUUUUUUCUUUUCUAUAUGAAAUUUUCUUUUGAAAUAAAAAGCUAAACACCACACCAUCAAUAAUUAGGAGAAAAGAAUGAACAAGAAUAUUCUCACAAUGAAACUCUCUAAGGGUCCUUAAUACAGGGUUGGGGAACUUGUAUGUUGUUGGAGUCCAACUCCCUCACUGAUUCUGACAGCUGGGGCUGAUGGGAGUUUGAGUCCAUCAACAUCUGGAGGGCCACAAGUUGCCCAUCCCAACCUUAGCAUAUCAUGGAAGAGCUUGUGAGACAGUUAUAGUAAACCCAACCUUGAUGAAAGAAUCACUGUUGAGGUUUUGAAUGUGCAACUUGUAAUGCCUGAUACAUCAGAGAAAUUAUGUGCAUCAGUAGUUGUGGUCAGAAGGGCUUCAAUAAAGGAAAGACAAACUUGGGACCAGUA